AUGAAGAUCGCUCUGCUGGGAGCCACUGGGCAGACUGGACAGCAUCUGGUCAGACAGGCACUGGAGCAGGGCCACACGGUCACCGCCGUGGUCAGGAACCCGGAGAAGCUCGUCGUGCACCAUGAUAACCUGAAGGUGGUGAAGGCUGAUAUUUUCUCCGCCGACAGUCUGAGGACUCAUUUCAAAGACCAGGACGUGGUCAUGUCCUGCCUCGGCUUCCCGGCCUCUUUCUUCUCGGGGGUGACGGGCUACACCAUGUCCAUGUCAGCUGUGACCGGCGCCAUGCGACAGGCCCAAGUCACCAGGCUCAUCACCAUGACGUCCUGGUACACCGAGCCUAACUCUGGAACUCAGUCUUCGUACCUGAUCCGGUUCCUGCUGCUGCCGCUGAUCAGAAGCGUGCUCAACAACAUGUACGAGAUGGAGUGCUUCCUGCAGGAAACCGAGGACGUCAACUGGACUGUGGUUCGUCCCCCUGGCCUCAAGAACCUGCCGGCCUCAGCUCAGGAGUUUCUGACCCACGAGGGAUACUUUGUUCCCGACCGCAGCGGCCAGCCAGCACGCAGCUCGGUGGCACGAGGAGACGUGGCUCGCUUCAUGCUGUCUUUGCUCAACGACGACGCCUGGCUCAAACAGGGCGUCGCCAUCACCACUAAGUGAGAGGAAAACCCGGGAGUCGACUCACCAGAAGGACUAAAUACCCGAAUGUACCCAUCGUUUUUAACUAAGCGUUUGUGCGCUCUGCUAGAGCUCAAAAUAUACGUUGGGGUUGACUCUCAGCUACUACCACGCCAAGUUUUAGCUCAAUAUCUGUAAAAUUAACAGUUGC
Molecule: messenger RNA, 829 nt
Organism: Nematolebias whitei (Rio pearlfish)
Lineage: Eukaryota; Metazoa; Chordata; Actinopteri; Cyprinodontiformes; Rivulidae
Product: flavin reductase (NADPH)-like
Exons: 4
Coding region: 1-660 (219 amino acids)
Source: RefSeq, a predicted model, not a curated record